This is a messenger RNA of Talaromyces stipitatus ATCC 10500, 1674 nucleotides long. RefSeq lists its product as uncharacterized. The transcript is spliced from 5 exons. Bases 1 to 1674 code for a protein of 557 amino acids. NCBI's taxonomy places the organism in Eukaryota, Fungi, Ascomycota, Eurotiomycetes, Eurotiales, Trichocomaceae. The record is from RefSeq and is a predicted model, not a curated record.
AUGUCCCUCAGGCAUGCGAAUGUCGUACCUUGUCUCAAUAACAUCGCUUAUUACUCGAAAGAAGCGGACCUGCUUCCAGCUAAUCCUGUCCUUGGCAUUCUCCAUUUCACUUUCCACAGCGAAGUCGACGUCUCAGAGUCAUCGCAGGCAGCAUCGAUACUAUGGCGGAAGUCCCUCAAGUUUGUCUCGACAAUUUUUGGUUUUCAAAGCCUGUACUGGGCCCCAAUAAUCCACAACUCGCCAUGUCAACAAAUCAUUGUUUUGAUCCAAUGGGAUAGCGGCCGUGGUUGGAAACUAUUUCAAUUUUCCCUAGGCUUCAGCAUGAUGUUGGGUUAUGUCCAAAGCGUCUUUAACCGCUGUAUCCAGCUUGCUCUCCCCUCCGAUCUACUCCAUUUUGACAGUGUCCUCGAGAUGAUCUCCUUCCAGUUCCCUACUAUGUUGUCCACUUCUCAGAUUGAUAUGGAACCAGUCUUCAAAGACAAGUGGGAGACAGAAUUUGUCCCUUACCUCAGCACUUCCACUGCCAUGGCUCAAUUGUCACAUGCUUGUGGAGAAUGGGUUGAAUGGUUUGAUAUUCACGUUCGGACAAUGUUCUUUUGGAAACCAGAUACACAGCUGGGUAACAAGGACAAUAUCGCGGACCAGAUAGCAGAGAUGGGGAAAUAUGCAACAGACGUGGUCUCGGUCUACACAAGCCAGCUAAACCAAGCGUCUUCUGAGACUUUUCAGCUACAAGCAUCGGAUCUUCUUCAAGUCACUGUGCAAUCGCAAGAUCUAAUGAAGGUAAACCAACACUUCCAGAAUCCUGUAAAGCCUGAAUUCAACUUGGACGAUUCUACAUUACGAAGAGAGGACCUACUCUAUUCGGAGUCUAUAAGAGAGGUAAAACGCAACGAGCGCAUCGCCUGUGGACCCGCUGGUUUUUGGUACCCCAUGGGACAUAUUUCUCAGCAUAACCUACACCAGGAGAAAUAUGACGCAGAGAUUAAUAUGAAGAUGAUCUCUUUCCGCGCUCGGAUUGGAAAUGCACCAGUAGAUAGUCUAUUUGAGGGUCUCGAAGGAAGCUUCUUUCAAUUUCUUGAGAGGCUACCUAACAAGCCAAUGUUAGAACUACGUAUCAACCGCAAGAUUCCAUGUCGCGCCACUCCCCUUACUCUGCUCUUAUACCAGGGAGCCAGGGAUGGGUCAUUAAUGACCUUCAUUCUUCAUCGUCAGAUCAGAGCGAGCAAAGCAGGAGGGCGCAAUUCAUAUCAAUUUUCAGCAGCGAUAAGAGAGGCGCUCAAGAAGAGUAGUACAGCGACUUUGCCCAACGAGCUCAAACCCAGUAUGAUCUUUUGGGCCAUAUUGUCGAUUUGCUACGGACACUAUCCAAGCGCAUCACUAUUCAGUACCUGGUCUUGGAAAAAGAAGAUCCCUGGACAAUUGCAGACAGGUUGGAAAAAUCGAGACGUCCACCGUCGCCAGUACCACGGUCUAUUUUUGACCUACCCUGGGUUAAGAAUCAGUCAAAAUAAGCACCCAAUGCUUUGCGAAUUUUGUCAUUUCGGUUUCAUCCAAAAACGAAUAUUAGUCAAGUAUGAGCUUCGACAUCAUGCUGGCAAGACCAUCCUCAUCGGCAGGGGUGAUACCUGGUGGUAUCAGGUUUGCUAUACCACUCGACCAAUCGUACGAUGA